This is a messenger RNA of Eimeria acervulina, 2115 nucleotides long. RefSeq lists its product as hypothetical. Gene Ontology annotation, molecular function: zinc ion binding. The record is from RefSeq and is a predicted model, not a curated record. NCBI's taxonomy places the organism in Eukaryota, Apicomplexa, Conoidasida, Eucoccidiorida, Eimeriidae. The transcript is spliced from 7 exons. Bases 1 to 2115 code for a protein of 704 amino acids.
AUGAGGGGGGGGGGGCCCCUUAGGGCUGGGGCCCCUGAGAGAAGGCGGGGGAGGGGCCCCUCGAAGGCUCAAAGGACAGCUGCUGCUGCUGAUGCUGGUGCUGCUGCUGCUACUGCUGCUCCGCAGCAGCAGACGCAACCGAGGGGACGCCGAGUGAGGGAUGCUGCUGCUGUUGCUGCUGCUGAUGGUGAAGAUGCAGCAGCAACAACUGCAGCCCCCAGCAGUACCGGCACUCGAAACGAGAGGCAGCAGCGGAGGCGCCGAGAAACAGCAGCAGCAGCAGCCGCUGCUGCUGCUGCUGCUGCUGCUGCACCUGAGCUGCAGACCACCCCUGUAGGCUCCCAUAGGUCCAGGGCAGGGCCCUCUCGGCAGCGUAGACAGCAAACAGCAACAGCAACAGCAGCAGCAGCAGCAGCAGCUGCUGCUGCUGCAGCAGGAGCGGGCCCAGAAGCAGACGGGACGUCGACGGGCACCACCACAGCUCCCACAUCAGCAGCAGCAGCAGCAGCUCCAGCAGCAGCAGCAGCAGGAGACAGCAGCAGCCAAGCUUCAGGGCGAAGGGGACACCUGACUGCCCCCCCGCGGAGAGAAAGGAGACUGCGGGGUGCUGAGGCCCUCCGCUGCAAAUUUAGCUGUUUUGCUGCUACAGAAGCAGAGCUUCAGGAGCUCUCCUGCGGGUGCUGUCUGGACGGGUUGCUUCCCAGCGAAGAGACAGAAGAGACAGUAGAAAUGUCACGCAGCGAGGUGUCUCCUCGGGGCCUCGCAGGGGGCCCCUCGGGGGCCCCUGCAGCAGCAAACGGGUGCCGGCAGCAGCAGCUGUCUAAAGAGACAGCAGCAGCAGCUGCUAAGGAAGCAGCAGCUGGCCCCACACCUCCUCCCCCUCUUGCUCGAAUCGAUGCAUGCAGCCAUUGCUUCCACCUGCGCUGCAUUCAGGUGUGGGCGCAGCGGGAGACAUCUUGCCCCUUAUGCAAAGCUGUCUUUUCAUACAUCGCCGCAUACCACGGCGCAACUCGCGAACUCCUAGACGUGCGGGAUCUGCCGUCUUCUUCUGAAUCUGUUGUCUCCAUCGAGACCGUCUCUUCAGGAGACACCUCCUCCACCAGCACAGACAGCCAGCAGCAGCAGCAGCAGCAGCAACAGCAGCAGCAGCAGCAGCGGCGGCAGCACGCAAGAAGCCUUAGAGGCCGACGACAACCUGCAAGCGCCACUGAGGCAGCUGGAGAUGAGGCAUCACAGGGUGUCGUAGGGCAAUUGGUGCGUCGCGUGCUGGAGUCGUGGGGGCGGACUGUCUCCUCCCUCCGUCGCAGCAGCCGCGCCUCCGGCGCCUCUGACUCAUCUUCUCCAGCAGCAACAGCAGCAGCAGCAGCAGCAGCAGCAGCAGGCAGUGGUAGGAAUCGGUUGGGGAGGCGCGGGCCCCCAGCAGUGCGGAGGCGGCACGCAGAAGCAGAAGAGGGGCCCCCAUCGAAUAGGCGCCGCCGAGAAGAACCAGCGACAUCGGAGGACGAACGGCCUUUGCCAGCUGCAGCAGAGGUGAGGCGACCACUGCUCAGCAGCAGCAGCAGCAGCAAGAGCAGCAGCAGCAGCAGCAGCAGCACAGGAGAUAGAGUCGCACGGCGCACUGCCGCUUUCUUUCAGCGCCAAGUGGAGGCGCUCUAUCAGGGCCCAGAGCAGCAGCAGCAGCAACAGCAGCAGCAGCCAGGUGCAGCAGCAACGCCCCAUGCUGCUGCUGCAGUGUCUGCAGAGAAGCCUGGGGGCGCAGGUGGUGGUUGCGCGAGCAGCCCUCCUUUGGCUGCAGCUUCCGCAGCAGCAACAACACCAGCAGCACCAGCAGCAGCAGCAUCAGCCACAGCAGCAGCAGCAGCAGCAGCAGCAACAGGUAGGAGAAGGGCUGGCGUAGUACCUGUGAUGGUGCCUCUGCGCACUGUCACAGGCAUUGGGGUGUAUAGGGAGCAGAGGGCCCCCAGGCAGCUGCCGCUGCAGCAGGGGCCCUCCUUCAACCUCUCACCGAGUUAUGCAGCAGAUUUCCUCGUCCGCACCAGCAGCAGCAGCAGCAGCGACGCGGCUGCACCAGCAACGCCGCCAGCCCCUCCUCCUGCAGCACCUGCUGCUUCGUAG